UUGCCAGGAUUUUCCUCUCCAUCUUCUUCGUUAACAUAGGCUACGCAUUGUUACAAGCAUUCUGAACGUGGGCAUCAUUGUGUUUAUUACUCGUGCUGUGAUCACGGAGUGUCUCUAUCAUCAAUGGACUUGUCCGCCUCUGGUAUUCAAGAGCCCUUCGAUCUCAUCCGGCUCUCCCUCAGCGAGCGUGUAUUCGUCAAGUUGAGAGGCGAUCGAGAGCUCACAGGGGUUCUUCAUGCAUACGAUGGACACAUGAACCUUAUUCUAAGUGAUGUCGAAGAGACAAUCAUGCUUGUUGAUGCGGCAGAGGGCGCACUACCAUCACAAGGCGUCAUUAGUAUGGCUAAACGGAAGAUGCCAAUGUUGUUCGUUCGCGGUGACGGUGUCAUCCUUGUAUCACCACCUUCUCGAACUUAAUCGAGC
Molecule: messenger RNA, 423 nt
Organism: Heterobasidion irregulare TC 32-1
Lineage: Eukaryota; Fungi; Basidiomycota; Agaricomycetes; Russulales; Bondarzewiaceae
Exons: 4
Coding region: 124-417 (97 amino acids)
Biological process (GO): mRNA splicing, via spliceosome; P-body assembly
Cellular component (GO): P-body; U6 snRNP; Lsm1-7-Pat1 complex
Molecular function (GO): RNA binding
Source: RefSeq, a predicted model, not a curated record